Messenger RNA from Alosa sapidissima (American shad), 3566 nucleotides. RefSeq names its product docking protein 3. NCBI's taxonomy places the organism in Eukaryota, Metazoa, Chordata, Actinopteri, Clupeiformes, Clupeidae. Gene Ontology annotation, cellular component: cytoplasm. The transcript is spliced from 6 exons. The coding region runs from base 479 to 2014 and encodes 511 amino acids. The record is from RefSeq and is a predicted model, not a curated record. Gene Ontology annotation, biological process: positive regulation of MAPK cascade; cell surface receptor protein tyrosine kinase signaling pathway.
UGUCCAUAUUUCGUAGAAAAGAUUUUUAAGUUCUGGAAAGAGAAAAUAUGAUCUGAGAAUUGUUGUUUUAUUUAACCAUUGCUGUAGGUUUACUUACAACUAACCUCACCUCUGAUCUACACAACAAUACAAUUAAAGGCUUGAACCAUCAUCCUUAAAGACUGGUAAACCAUUGUGGCGAAAUGCACACAGGUUAAAGGUCAACGUUGUGCUGAGUCAUGUCGAUUUCAUAACCCAAUCUGACAUUUCUAUAACACAGAACGUUUGUGGUUCAGAACAAAUACAACCACUGUAACUUUUUAUGGGUGAGCUUCCAUGGCACUAGCCUUUUAAGGCCCUUUGAAGCUUGCAGUCGCUGACAAACCAGCAAGGAGAGUUUUCUUUAACAACAUAAUUAACGGCAAACACGUCAUGCGUGGUUACAGUGUGCUUGAAAAGCGUGGGAGGAGGACGACAGGGCGAGUCCGGGCCUCACAUAAUGGAGGGGAACAUCAGAGUGAAGGGCAUGUUGUACCUCCAACAGCAUCGGUUUGGAAAGAGAUGGAAGAAGAUGUGGUGCGUGCUGUAUGGUGAGAGCCGGUCCUCCGUGGCCCGGCUGGAGCUGUACGAGUACAAACAGGGCUCUGGGCUGCCCGCUGGGGCCAGCGGCGGUGGCCUAGUCGAGGGCCACAUGCUCCGCAGGCAGGACAGCAAGCGGGUGGUUCUGCUGAGAAACUGCAUCAGCGUGGAGGAGCUGGAGCUGAUGGACUGCCCGAGAGACUGCGUCUCCUUCCUCGUGGCCACCACAGAGAAGCGCUUCCUGUUCGCGGCGCUCUUCACGGAGUUCAGACACUGGAUCGCCGGGCUGUGUGAGCUGGCAUUCCCUAUAAACAGGGCUGAAAGCGGUGGGUUGGAUCCUCUUGUCAGGCAGCGGUCUUUGAGGGACACAUCACAUGCCAAGAUGGUGGAGAACUCGCUCUAUGAAAGAACAGAUAUUGCAGGUGACUUCCCCGUCUCGGUGGUGAGGACAGAGGCCUCGGACAGGUGGCAGCUACAAGGCGCUUACCUCCUGACACCCGGACAAGACCGACUCCUCCUGAAGGACCCCAUAUGCAGAGAGGUGCUCUUCAUCUGGCCAUAUUGCUAUGUCAGGAAAUUUGGUCAAGACACGUCCACUUUUUCCUUUGAGGCUGGACGCAGAUGUGAGUCUGGAGAGGGGGUCUUUGAGUUUACCACCAGCCGUGCUGAUAGCCUCUUCAGGAUUAUCAACACAGCCAUCACUUCCGCUCAAGGGACGCAAAGGCCCUGUUUACAUUCAUCCCGCAGCCUGUCAGUGGAGCAUGCUCCUGAACCCGAUACGCUCACGGCCCAGGUAAACGUGUACGACUAUCAGGUCCCAGAGAGCGUGCCACCGCCCCCAACACAGAGCAUACCGCCGAAGCCUGAUCGGCAGCUGAAAAGGCUAUCUCCCUCUUUCAGGAGCCUGUCGCUCAACGCCAUAAAACCCCCGAACAAAGACUUGGUGAGGAACAUCUCCAGCUGCCCUCCUCUCAAACAUCAGGAGCAGAAGGAGGUUAUCUACGCCCGGGUCGCCCGGCAGAAGCCACGAGAUCAGGCUUCCCAGGAGGAGGAGGAGGGGGGUGCCUGCAGCAGAGGAUGUGACAAGGCUCCGGAAGUCUCGCUGCAGGUUCCGUUUGCGCCAGGUGCGAGCUUCCCGCCACAUGGCGCCUUUGAAGCACCGCGGCCCGAGGGAAGACAAAACAGCGAGGGGGGCGAGGCAGAGACGGAGCGCCUCAUCAGAGACGUGCCGCACGAUCACAACGCUCAAUUAGACGCCGAGGGAACAGCUGACACAGACCACAUCUAUGACGACCCCGAGGGCUGCCUGGCUAGCCCUCAGUGGGAAGAGGAUUUUGUAGUUUAUGAUGAUCCGGAGGAGAUCAAAACUGACCCUAACCCUGACAUAGGUCAGGCAGCCACGGGGAGUGUAGUUCAUGAUGAGGAUAAAUUCCUAUACGACAACAUAAUGAAAUAGACAAUGAGAAACUGAUUAUAAUUUGUGCAUGUGUGAGUAUGUGUAUAUAUGUUAAUGUACAAAUGUGUAUGACUAUGCAUGUCUUUGUUCUUGUGCCUACUUAAGAGUAUAUUUAUAAUGGAGAUGUAGCGUGUAGUUGUGGUCCAUAGUCCACAUUAUUCAUAUUCAAAGCCUUAUUCUGGCUUGAUUGUGAGGAUAAAUUGAAAAAAGCUGCCGUAAUGUGUCAGGGGAGUACUUAUUACUGCUAGUAUCCAGUGCAUGCAAACAACGUGCUUAAUCAACAGAGCUGUGACCGUAGGGGACCACUCUCUCAUCCGUCGCAUUAAACUUCAUAAUCACAGCCACAGCCAGGGCACCUGCGGCUCCGAGCUGAUUGGGAGCCCGACCUGACUGAGAAUGAAGAUGUCACAGCGAGCCCAUUUAUCCUUGCUGCCCAUCACCCCCCCCCCCCCCCCCCAUUCCCGGGCCUUCAAACAUGACUUCCACCGGGGCUGGGGGCGGGGGACCACAGGGCCCACACCGACUGACAGAUGUGUGGAUGCACCACAGCGGGCUCUGGGAAGUGGCCCGAAAGCUGGUGUGCACAGUCAAUUAACAAUGAGGAACAGAGUCUGUGCAAACCUUUCACCCAGACAAGAAUGUGAAUGACCUUUUCAGUGUCAAUGUCCUCAGGAAGACAUGUCCAGGUUUUCAGUGAUAUUCUGAUAAGUGACUCACACCUUAGGAUAGCACAAAACACCUUGAACAAAAUAAUAUCUAGCUGGCCUGAAAUUUACAGUUUUGUACAGCCAGGUGGUCCAAGACGUGAUUUUAGCUGUUUCUUUACCAAUGAUUGUUAAAGGCCUUUGAAAAUGCAUGUAUGAAAUUGAAUGUUGCAAUUUCACAACAAACCUUCACAAUUUAUCUAGAACAAAUGCUGUCUGUCUUUGCAGUUUUCAAAUGGAAUAAAAACCAGCUGUGUAUGGUGGUGUAUGAAGAAAUCAGAUGUAAACAUCUUCAAUUAUUUCCCCACAGAGUAGGCUAGUAUCUCUGGCAGAACUUACAUCAAUCAUACACACAGGCACGCAUAGAUAAAUAAAGAUGGAUAGAUAAAGAGCCAGAAAAUUCUUAGUUGCAACACAUUUUACAGUUUCAUUUCAUCUGUUUUCUGAGGAGCAGAGCAUUCAUCACUCAAGCAUCAGUGCGUAAUUACACUUUCUCCAUGUAAUUGCAAUAGUAUACUCUAGGGGGCAGUAUUCCCUCUUCUCAUUGGAUAUGUGACAGCACUAACUUAGAAAAGUAUGGCAAACCUCCAGAACAGCAACUCUGUAUUCAGAGUCAAACAGCACAAUAUCACGAUCCAUUAGACACAAGUCACAAGAGUACCAUAUAAUUUUCUCAUGCUGUAAACUUCCUCUCAAAUUCCAUCGUGGACAAAUGAAUGCCACUGAACACAAAAUGAAAGUCACAAAUGAAUGAAUAAUAAGGGAAUGCUUUAUUUUUGAUGCUUUACUCUCCUGAUAGGCAUAAUAACAUCUCAAAGUAUUGGUUAAUAAAAAAAAAACGUCACUAU